AUGGGAGGAACAAGUCUGCCUGCCAUACACGCCAGACCGGCUGCUGUACUUGAGCAGGAGAGGAGGAGGGGAGGACUGCCGGAGACACUUCCACCGCAGGAGGCGUUCCUGAGAAGCCUCCUCGACAGCAAGUUUGCUGAGCUGCGAUCGAUCGAAGAGUCCAAUCGAGCGAUGCAACAGCAGCUGAGGAGGAGGAAGGAACAGGUUGUGUUCAGUGGACCCCCCGAUGGCAGGGGGAAGGAACCAGUACGAGGGAGCGAGAUCGCGGGAGGCGAGCGUGUCCGGCAGCAGCCAAGACUGGCAGUCAGGCCGCCUGCUGCCUCGAAACUUGAGGCGCUUUUAGAGAGUACGAUUGCCAUGCAGAAGAUGUUUCUGAAGCACAUGGAAACGGACGACUCGCAGAGUGAGGGAGGAGUGAAGACAUCGAGGAGCUUCGAGCGAGCAGCGAGCAGAGAUGACGGGGGGAAGGCGAGCAGGGAGGAGAAGACGAUCGUGACAGGAGCAGAGAAGAGAAGGGUCGUCGAGCCGCCGAGGAGACGUUCGAGCGCUGUGAACAAAUGGCGGGAGGAUGGACAGGAGGAUCAGGAUGAAUACGACCGCCAGUUCCUGAAGAAUCUGAAAGAAGUUACGGACAAGUUUGUAUCGGCCGGGAAGGAGACUCGUCAGAUAUCUGAAGAAGCUGCGAACAAUGUCAACGCUGAAGCCUCAAGACUGGAUAGAACAGAACACGAGGAGGAGGAGGAGGAGGUUGAGGGCCAAGACGAGCUCGAUGAAGACAAGAUCACGGGCGACGAGGUUCAGACGUAUCAAGAAGUUUGCAGAUCGUGGAUGA
Guillardia theta CCMP2712 is the source of this 832-nucleotide messenger RNA. RefSeq lists its product as hypothetical. NCBI's taxonomy places the organism in Eukaryota, Cryptophyceae, Pyrenomonadales, Geminigeraceae. The record is from RefSeq and is a predicted model, not a curated record. The annotation marks the transcript as partial. The transcript has 8 exons.